Messenger RNA from Pyrus x bretschneideri (Chinese white pear), 1467 nucleotides. RefSeq names its product DNA-repair protein XRCC1. Lineage: Eukaryota; Viridiplantae; Streptophyta; Magnoliopsida; Rosales; Rosaceae. Gene Ontology annotation, biological process: single strand break repair; double-strand break repair via nonhomologous end joining; base-excision repair. The record is from RefSeq and is a predicted model, not a curated record. The coding region runs from base 1 to 1398 and encodes 465 amino acids. The transcript is spliced from 9 exons. Gene Ontology annotation, molecular function: damaged DNA binding.
AUGGAUCGAUUCCAGAGAGGAGGAGAGAGGAGGAGGGUAGACGACGGAGGCGAGAUGAGGACGAUGACGGAGGCGAUUUACCAUGUGCCCUUCAAGUUAUGCGUUUUGUACCGUGCGCUCCUCAGAGCCCACCACUCGCACUCGGCCACGCCACUCCUCGUUGGCAGGAGAAAGCAGCUGAGGAAAAUCGAAGCAAAACCCAAUUUCUGUACGGAAUUGGAAGCAAUUGCAGGGCCCCCAGGUGAAAGAGAAGCCAACGCCGGGAAGCGAAGCCUUCCUUCGUGGAUUAGUUCAAGAGACAAUGAGAGUGAGUCCCCUGGAAAGAAAUUAACUGGGGCUGCUGAAGGUGAAGAAAGCAAUGAGGAAGGAAAGCCAAGGGUAGCCAGGGGGCGCGGGGGUACGCCUUCUAAGGACAUCAAGAAAUCUUCUGCAUCCAGUUCCGGAACUGCAAACUUUUCCAAACUCAUGGAAGGAGUAGUGUUUGUGCUGUCUGGGUUUGUUAAUCCUGAGCGCAGCAAUUUGCGGUCACAGGCUUUGGAAAUGGGAGCGGAAUAUCAGCCUGACUGGAGUUCAGAUUGCACUCUCUUAGUUUGUGCAUUUCCAAACACCCCAAAGUUUCGACAAGUUGAGGCAGAUUGUGGAACUAUAGUUUCAAAGGAUUGGAUAUCAGAAUGUUACGCCCAGAAGAAGCUUGUCGAUAUUGAAAGUUACCUUAUGAAUGCUGGAAAACCCUGGCGUAAAAGCAGUGUUUCCCAUCAAAACAGCCAAGACAAAAAGGUAUCCCGACCUAGUAAAUCUAAGAAGCAAGAUGGAGAAACACCAUUGAAACCAACUGCCCCAGCAACUUCAAAGCAGAUAAAAGCUUCUAAUACUGUUAAAGAGUGCUUUUCUCCUUCUAAAGUGAAGAAGUGGGCAGUUGAUGAUUUGAAUAAGACAAUAUCGUGGCUGGAGAGUCAAGAAGAAAAGCCAGAGCCAGAUGAGAUAAAGCAAAUAGCAGCUGAAGGGAUUUUAACUUGUUUACAAGAUGCAAUAGAAUUUCUUGAACAAAAACAGGAUGUCCGGAAAAUAACUGAGCAGUGGAAUUUCAUUCCUCGUGUAGUUGAAGAGUUGGCAAAGCUCGAGGGCACCGGAAGUAACUCUGCGGCAGUAUUCAAGGAAGAUCUCUGCAAACAGGCUGUGGACUGUAAACAAAUUUACGAGGCAGAACUUAAUGGUUUAGGUGAUGAGUCCUCAAAGAAAAAACCAAAGGUGGAAAGACAAGAGAGGGACAGUGGGAAAACUGAAGGCAUAUGCAGUGGUGCAGCAGGAUACGACAGCGAUGAUACAAUUGAGAUGACAGAGGAGGAAAUAGACCAUGCAUAUAAUAAUGUAGCUUCUAAGAUCCCUAAUGCUGUUUAAACCAUCUCUGAUGUAGAUGAAUAACUGUAAUGUUUUCGCAAAUUUUUCUUAAGGGAUGAUCUUUUCUUA